Talaromyces proteolyticus is the source of this 1506-nucleotide messenger RNA. RefSeq names its product putative alpha-1,2-mannosyltransferase. Lineage: Eukaryota; Fungi; Ascomycota; Eurotiomycetes; Eurotiales; Trichocomaceae. Gene Ontology annotation, cellular component: Golgi apparatus; membrane. Bases 1 to 1506 code for a protein of 501 amino acids. The record is from RefSeq and is a predicted model, not a curated record. The transcript has 5 exons. Gene Ontology annotation, biological process: protein N-linked glycosylation; cell wall mannoprotein biosynthetic process. Gene Ontology annotation, molecular function: alpha-1,2-mannosyltransferase activity.
AUGAAUAUCGUCCGACGCAUUGUCAAGCGCCUGCCCUUGGCGCCCGCGUUGGCUUCCGUGGAAGAUGCCUCGCGGGAAAAGGGCCAGCGACCACUUCAAUUUGCCUUUCUCCGAAGACGGAUCCGAUUAAGAGGCAAUUCGUCGAUUUCGAUACCGCUGGGAUUUGUGCUGCUGUUCCCUUGUAUUGUAAUAAUUUUAAUAGUGCUGCUCUUCGUGAGACAUCCUUCUACCUCCGGCGGCAUGCUGAUCCCAGCUGGCACACCUCCGUCCAUUAGACGAAUUAGUGAGGAGCAUGAUAAGGUUUUCGAGACCGGAUGUGUGUAUGUCGACCCCUCCGGACCCCCCGGUCCCCGAGCCAACGCGGCUUUUGUCGUCCUAGCUCGAAAUAAAGAACUUGAAGGUGUCAUCCAGUCCAUCAAGUCAAUUGAACGGCACUUCAACAGAUGGUGGCACUACCCCUACGUGUUCUUGAAUGAUGGCGACUUUGAACAGGAGUUCAAAGACACAGUUCAGAACUAUACAAGUGCCCCAGUCGAGUUCGGAAAAAUUGACAGCUCCAUGUGGGGGUUCCCAGACUGGGUAGAUCACGAUGUUGCCAAGGAGGGCAUCCGAAAACAAGGUGACGCCGCCAUUAUGUACGGUGGUAUGGAGAGUUACCAUCACAUGUGCCGAUUCUACUCUGGAUUCUUCUACAAGCACCCUCUCUUGCUGAAGUAUGAGUGGUACUGGCGUUUGGAGCCCGAAAUCAAAUACUUCUGCGAUAUCACAUAUGAUCCAUUCAUCAAGAUGGCUGAGGCCAACAAAACCUACGGUUUCACAAUUGCCGUUAAAGAACUUCGCGAGACCGUUCCUAAUAUCUUCCGAUAUGCUUCGGCGUUUAAGCGUACGAAAGGGCUAAAAUCGAAGGGACUCUGGGAAAUGUUCAUUGAAACUCCCUCGGAGGAGGAAAAGAAAGAAGAGGAAGUCCAAGAAAAGCUUCCCGAAGAUGUUGCCAGCGACAUGAAGCCGCCAGAAAUAGAUCCGGAAGCUAUGGAAGGCGAAAAAUACAAUAUGUGCCACUUCUGGAGUAACUUCGAAAUCGCCCGAUUAGAUUUCUUCCGCAGCAAAGAGUACGAAGAAUUCUUCGACAUGAUGGAUCGAAGUGGAGGCUUUUGGAUGGAACGGUGGGGUGACGCACCCAUCCAUUCCCUGGCUGCUGGAGCACUUCUUGCUCCCCGUGAUAUUCAUUAUUUCCGCGACUUUGGAUACCGCCAUACAACGAUCCAACAUUGCCCUGCCAAUGCACCAGCUCGACAACUUGCUCGUGUGCCAUACCUUGAAAUGACCACGGAAGAUGAAAAGAAACGCAUUGAAGAAGAUGAAUACUGGGCCACGCCGGAUCCUGUCAAGGAGAAUGGGGUCGGUUGCCGGUGUAGAUGUGACACAGACAUCGUUGACGUUGAAGGCAAGCAAGGAAGCUGUCUAGCUGAAUGGGUUAAUGUCGCAGGCGGCUGGGCGUCGCCUUAG